Messenger RNA from Sodiomyces alkalinus F11, 860 nucleotides. RefSeq lists its product as hypothetical. The transcript has 2 exons. The coding region runs from base 33 to 623 and encodes 196 amino acids. The record is from RefSeq and is a predicted model, not a curated record. NCBI's taxonomy places the organism in Eukaryota, Fungi, Ascomycota, Sordariomycetes, Glomerellales, Plectosphaerellaceae.
GGAAUAGAAUGCCUGGGUCAUCAUCAAACAAGAUGCUUCGAAUUUUCUUCUUUGUCCUUUUACUGGCGGCCCUGGUGACCCUAGCAUCGGCCUCGACCCCGACAUUCUGCAAAUGCACCUGCUUCAAAAACAGCACCGUCGUGCCUCUUGACAGCCAAGCGAAAUAUCCCUCCUCCUCCUCGUCAUCGUCAUCAUCACCACCAUCAUCCUUGCAUCGCCGCGACCUCUUCUCAGCGCCCAUCUUCGCCCCGCUCCCCAACUUCCCUUUCCAACCCGACGCAACUACGAACGAGAAGACGCGAACCAGGCGCUCCGAGGGACACCAGAUCGCCCGUCGCGGCCCCCCCGCGGACUGCACGAAAUGCACCAAAGCGUUCUGCCUUGCCCAGAAGCUUCCCAUCUGCACCGACGCCACCGAGGAGGACGUCCAGACGUCGUGUUUCCAGCGCGAUAGCAGGAAAGACCGCAUCAUUGUCUGGGGGUUCAUCGUCGUUACUGGCGGCCUGCUCGGUUGGGCUGCUGCCCGGAGGGUCUUCCAGUCGAGAGAGGCACCUCAUAUGGGCGUUUUUAGGUCCUUGCGGGGGUAUGCGCCUCUAGGGAGGGGGGGAGCGCAACCAGGCUGAUACGGUUCUUUCUAUGAUUUGGGACGGCGGCCGUCAUUGUUUUCUUGUCCCCAGAUAUGGAGUCGGGCUUGGGCUAUAUAUCCGGCGUUAUAGGGUUUUGAAUCGAGCUACUUCAUGAUGUUCGUGAUUAUUGUUAGUGACGAUGCUGGUUACGAGGUAGAUGUUGUCCAUAGGUGCGUGUAGGUGUGCCCUAUGGUUCCAUUAUGCAUUAUGUAUCCUUGACAUCACAUCAAGAGC